AUGACGACGAAGAAACAGAACGCGCGAAAGCGUUACAAGACCAAAAACGAAAUUCCACGGACCAUUUUCAACGCCAAAAUUCACCCUCGAGAGUCUGAAGUCUCUGCCGAGGUCAACGGGUACUUCCUCAAGCACUGGCCAUUCGAGAACGACAAGGCCAAGCAGAAAUUCGUAGCAGCUGGGUUCCCCCGUGUUACCUGUCUCUAUUACCCAGCUGCCGAGGAUGAUAGGAUAGCCUUGGCCUGCCGGCUUUUGACUCUACUGUUUCUCGUCGAUGGCAAGUACUUUAACGUCCUCGAAGACUUGUCCCUAGAAGAUGGGGCUAGUUACAAUGAAAGACUGAUUUGCAUCUCUAGGGGCGAUGUGGAUGCGCUGCCCGAUCGCAACGUUCCCGUUGAAUGGAUCACGUACGAUCUGUGGGAAGACAUGCGAGCGUGCGACAGGGAACUGGCGGAUGGGGUCCUCGAGCCCACAUUCACCUUUAUGAGAGCACAGACCGAUAAGUGUCGGCUGGGCAUCAAGGAGCUGGGCCAAUACCUGGAGUAUCGCGAGAAGGAUGUUGGACAGGCGCUACUCUGUGCACUGAUGAGGUUUAGCAUGAACUUGCACAUAAGUGACGAGGAGUUGGCAUCUGUCCGGGAGAUCGAGAUGAAUUGCGCAAAGCACAUCUCCGUCUUGAACGAUAUAUACAGCUGGGAAAAGGAGGUAAGCGCAGCCAGCAGCGGUCACCACGAAGGCUCAGCACUUUGCUCGUCUGUGUUGGUUCUGUCAAACCAGACGAAGCUGGACGUGACGGCGUCAAAGCGUAUACUCUGGGUCCUGUGCAGGGAGUGGGAAUUGGUGCAUGAGCAGCUUGUGAAGAAAAGGUUGGCUUCGGUUGAGCCGUGCAGCAGCGACUUGAAGGCUUACAUGAAUGGACUGAAAUAUCAAAUGAGCGGCAAUGAGGCUUGGAGUGGGAAGACCCCGAGGUAUCAUUCGGUCUAUGCAUGA
Messenger RNA from Pseudomassariella vexata, 990 nucleotides. RefSeq names its product aristolochene synthase. The transcript has 3 exons. The record is from RefSeq and is a predicted model, not a curated record. NCBI's taxonomy places the organism in Eukaryota, Fungi, Ascomycota, Sordariomycetes, Amphisphaeriales, Pseudomassariaceae. Bases 1 to 990 code for a protein of 329 amino acids.